This is a messenger RNA of Penicillium canariense, 846 nucleotides long. RefSeq names its product acetate uptake transporter family protein. The record is from RefSeq and is a predicted model, not a curated record. Lineage: Eukaryota; Fungi; Ascomycota; Eurotiomycetes; Eurotiales; Aspergillaceae. Bases 1 to 846 code for a protein of 281 amino acids. Gene Ontology annotation, molecular function: acetate transmembrane transporter activity. Gene Ontology annotation, cellular component: plasma membrane. The transcript has 3 exons.
AUGACUUACGACAAUAACCCCGACAUAAAGGCUGGUAACAAUAUGUCUUCUUCGGAUUCCAAUACUGAUGACGUUGAAGCUGGCCGUUAUGGCCCGCUGGCACACAUCAACACGGCCGAAAGUCGAGUCCCUGCCUUUGGUGGUGAGUUCCAACCGGGUCUCUAUCGAUCCCCUAAGAACCGCAAGAUCGCCAAUCCAGCACCCCUCGGUCUAUGCGGGUUUGCUCUGACAACGUUUAUGCUUGGGUGUAUUCAAAUGAACGUGAGAGGGAUUACCAAGCCAAACAUCAUUGUUGGACCUGCCCUGGUUUACGGGGGACUGGUACAGCUCCUUUCGGGGAUGUGGGAAAUGGCAGCUGGGAACACCUUUGGCGCUACUGUUCUCUCCUCAUAUGGCGGAUUCUGGAUCUCAAUUGCUAUUACCUUCAUUCCCGGCGGAUUCAACAUUAUAGGUGCCCUUGAAGAAGCCGAUAAGGGGUCCCCUAUCUUGUUCUAUAAUUCCUUCGCCCUGUACCUCAUGGCGUGGUUCAUCUUUACCUUCCUCAUCAUGCUAUGCACGGUCAAAUCUACUGUCGCCUUCUUUUCCCUCUUUUUCGUCGUCGAUCUCUCCAUUCUUCUCAUCGCCCUUGCGUAUUUCUACCCGAACGCACAUGAAAUGCCCAACGAGGGCCUUAUGAAAGCAGGCGGUCUUUUGGCUUUCCUUGGAGCUUUUCUGGCUUGGUAUAACGCCUUCGCUGGAAUUGCUGACAAUAGCAACAGCUUUUUUAUCGUUCCUGUCGUUCAUUUCCCAUGGUCUGAAAAGAGGCGCAGCGCAAGAAUGACGAAGACCGCAAGCGAGGGCGCUUAA